GGACGACAACAUGGCGGCCUCCUUGCGUCUGGGUCGUCAGGGAAUUUUAUUUGGCCUCAAAUUAUCUAAAUUUAACAAAUGUUUGUGGGCCACUCACUCGGGGCAGGAGCACGCUAGACACUUCUUCCAGUCAUCAUGGCUGCUCGGUGUCGCCCCACUCAAAGUGCAAAUGCCAGCUCUCUCCCCAACCAUGGAGGAGGGAAACAUAGUCAAAUGGAUGAAGAAGGAAGGUGAGGCAGUGGCAGCAGGCGAUGCCCUCUGUGAGAUUGAGACAGACAAGGCUGUUGUUACAAUGGAAUCUAAUGAGGACGGUGUGUUGGCAAAGAUCUUGAUGGAGGAGGGCAGUCGCAAUGUGCGCCUGGGCACUCUCAUUGCCGUGAUGGUGGAGGAAGGGCAGGACUGGAAGCAGGUUGAGAUUCCCCCUCCAGAUGUUGCACCUCCAUCUGCAGCUCCACCCACUACACAUGAAGCUGCUGCCCCAGUUGUGACCCCCGCUGCUCCCUCUUCACAUCCUUCACCAAAACCAGCCCCCUCAGGACCGUUACGACUGAGCCCAGCAGCAAGACACAUCCUUGACACCCAUGGUUUAAACCCCAAAUUGGCCACACCCACUGGACCUAGAGGACUUAUCACCAAGGAAGAUGCGUUGAAUCUUUUGAAGAAGUCUCCUGCCCCCAAAGAAACGCCUGUCAUUGCUGCUCCUGCUGCCCCGAGUCCUGUCACUGUCCCUCCACCUCCAGGCAGCAGACCCAACAUACCGCCUCUAUCUGUACCAGGGAAGCCAGGAGCACCGGGCACUUUCACAGAGAUCCCAGCCUCAAAUAUCCGCCGUGUGAUUGCUCAACGACUAACGCAGUCAAAGACCACCAUCCCCCAUGCUUACGCCUCUGUUGACUGCGACAUGGCUGCUGUCAUGCAGCUUCGCAAAGACUUAGCCAAAGAACAGAUCAAAGUGUCUGUCAAUGAUUUCAUUAUCAAGGCAGCUGCUGUCACACUUAAAGAGAUACCAGAAGUGAACGUGACCUGGUCUGGUGAAGGACCCCGUGCACUUGAUUCAGUCCACAUUUCAAUCGCUGUGGCAACCAACAAAGGCCUAAUUACCCCUAUCAUCAAGGAUGCUGCAAACAAAGGAGUCCAGGAGAUCUCAACUAACGCAAAGGCGCUGGCCCAGAAGGCUCGAGAUGGGAAACUUCUACCUGAGGAGUACCAGGGAGGCUCAUUCAGUAUAUCUAACCUGGGGAUGUUCGGUAUCAGCGGCUUCAGCGCCGUCAUUAACCCUCCUCAGGCAUGUAUCCUUGCCAUUGGGACCUCCAGGACCGAGCUACAACUGUGUGAAGACGACCAGACCUUGCGCAGCCAGCAGCUGAUGACUGUUACAAUGUCCAGUGACGGACGGCUAGUAGAUGAUGAAUUGGCCUCACGAUUUCUUGAUAAGUUCCGAGCCAAUCUAGAACAACCACAGCGCAUGGUCCUAGCCUAAAAAAAUGAAGAGAUAAUUGUAUUAAAGCACUGGAAAGAAAGACUAAACAAACAAACUCCUGCAUGACAAAGCCUGUCUCAUGCCUCCACAAGCAGAGAACUGCAAAAAGUUGAUUCCUAGUCGUGCUUGAAUUAAGGCUUACAAAGUAUUCUUGUACAUAGUGUAAAACUUCUAUUUGUGGCUUGCGUUUGACCAAUAAUUACUAAGCUUUGUGAUGGAGGAGUUAAACUUGGCUUCUGCUAGAGGGCUGGAGGAUUCUAGCAGUGGUGCCAAAUAAUUAGCAAGACAGACGUUGCAUCGCAGGGUGCAUCCCACAUAUACGGGGUGGUUGUACUAUCACACCAGUGUUUGUGUAUAUAUAUAAAGUAGUUAUUCCAUUUCAAGUUCUGUUUUUCAGUCCCUCAAUCUGCUCUCUGUCACUAUUAAUACACAUGCAAUUUGUACAUUUGUCAAAGAUAUUUAUUACAUAAGGCCAGCAGCAAUUCAAUUUCCAUUGAGGGUAAAUCCACACGAACCAUUUCCUGUUGUAACUAAAUUCAAACACUAUUCAAGAGUUAAUUUAAUCACUCAUGUUAAUAUGUUUUAAUUUAUUUAAAACAAACAUUGUGACAUCCCUGAAAACUAAGUCCAUGUGUAUACAAAAUAAAUACCAUCCUUUUAAAGUUUUGCUGUCUUAACAUGCCAAUAAAACAUACUGUUCAACCAUGAAA
Molecule: messenger RNA, 2190 nt
Organism: Scomber scombrus (Atlantic mackerel)
Lineage: Eukaryota; Metazoa; Chordata; Actinopteri; Scombriformes; Scombridae
Gene: pdhx
Product: pyruvate dehydrogenase complex component X
Exons: 11
Coding region: 11-1480 (489 amino acids)
Biological process (GO): pyruvate decarboxylation to acetyl-CoA
Cellular component (GO): mitochondrion; pyruvate dehydrogenase complex
Molecular function (GO): acyltransferase activity
Source: RefSeq, a predicted model, not a curated record